UCUUGUGAGCUACCGUUUUCCAACCCUGGUGUUAUCGAUCUGGUUCGAUAGACCACGGUGCAGUCUUGGAUGUUCAAAAUUAGUAGAAUUCUUCGCAACUCCGGUUUUCAGGUUCACACAAUGACGUGUAUCGUGGACCUCACCAAUGAAUGUUUGCUUCAAAUUGUAGGAUACCUCGAUCUCAAGGACCAAUUGAAUCUAAAGCAGGCCACUGACAGCGCAACCCGUCUAUCUUCUAUGGUUGCAUAUGCGUGGAGACUCCAGAAAAAGUUCCAUGUUUACAAAGAGUUUGAAAAACGGCACGAUCUACUUGAGGACUUUUUGAAAUGCAUUUGUUCAUCGGUUACCGGACUGAUACUGAAUCAACUGCCCAAGGAACAAUUCGAUUUAUGGGGCAAUAACGUAUUUCCCAACAUGCGGGAAUUGGAAUAUAGGGGCGAUAUUCUUAAACGGUGGGAUGAUGACCAGGACUGCGAGCUUUUGGUGAACGCCUUUCCCAGGUUGGAAUCUGUUUCCCUGAGCGGUAAUAACUUUGGCAAGCAUAUCAGUCGGUGGGAAAACCUUCGGAGAUUGGACUUGUCACGAAAUGAAAUAACCUUGGAUUACCUGAGCCAAGAAAAGAUAGCCCAACUUUUGAUGUUACCAAAAUUGAGAAAAUUUUGUAUUAAUAAUUUGGAUAAUCCUUAUUUUUGGUCGGUAAUUCAUAGAGUUCGUGGUGAGGACGUGUUGGCAGUCACACUCUACGAUGACGAUUGGAGAAGCAGUUCGGAGACACUUAAAAUGUUUCCCAAUCUCCGCUCACUAACCAUCAUCGAUGACAAUUACUUUGAUCAUUCGGAACUAAGAAAAUUCAAUAACGUUUGGCCAGAGAUCGAGGGAAUGUGGAAAGUAAUCGCGGCCUGCCACCAGCUAGCCGAUAUAAAAUUGUCAGAGUUAGCCCUCAAAGAGGAACUCUUGGCUUUCAAUAUGGAUACAAUAAAACGCAUUUUAGAUGCACGAAAGACUCCACUGGUCGUGCAUAUGGGCCAAACCGGGUUUUUUGGAAAGACCGACUAUAUAUCCUUAUCGGAAAAGAAGGUUAUAUUGUGGAACUGGUGCCCCUAG
Drosophila bipectinata is the source of this 1104-nucleotide messenger RNA. The record is from RefSeq and is a predicted model, not a curated record. NCBI's taxonomy places the organism in Eukaryota, Metazoa, Arthropoda, Insecta, Diptera, Drosophilidae.